UCCCGCUGUCCCUGGCUCCGACGGGCAGCGGGAGCGGCCUGGGCGGCGGGCGCGGAUCGCGGGCACUCACCGCUCCCCGCCCGCUCCCCUUUCCGCGCUGUCCUGACAGCCGGGGCAGGAGACAGCGGCGGAGCCGAUCGGCAUCGAGACAAGCAUGGGAAAGGUUUCCCUGGCGCUCUGGUUGCGGCUGUGUGUGAGUAUUUUGGGAGCGGUGUCUGGGCAGGCUUGCGGCCCUGAGCGUUGUUUGUCCCCGGCAGGUCUCGGUGCUGUAUUUCGCCAGGAGCGCGGAGCUGGCGGGGCUGCGCUGCGAGACGCUCUCGGUGCCACAGGAGAUCACCUCUCUGCAGCUCUGGGAGGAGAUCGUCAAGGUCCACCCCAGGCUUGCUCUCAUCCGGGAUCAAGUAGUAUUUGCUGUUCGGCAGGAGUACGUGCUUCUUGGAGAUCAGCUUCUGGUCCUGCAGCCUGGGGACGAGGUUGCCAUCAUCCCACCAAUUAGUGGAGGCUGAACCUGCCCAGGUUCUGUUAGGUCUGAAGAUGUGAUUGCAAUUCUCUCCCUCCACCCCAGUAGUCUUUUGAGAAAACCCAACUUGUGUUUCCGUCUGUUUUUCUAUUGUGAUAUGGAAGAAAGAGAAGAUGCGCCAAAAGAUUUUAUCAAGCUCAAGUCGGAAAAGCUCUCUGUCGGUGAAGUGUCGGAGCUGGUUGUUUCACCAUACUGUGGGGCAGUGUCUCUGUUCAUUGGUACUACAAGAAAUAAUUUUGAAGGAAAAAAAGUGAUUCACUUAGAAUAUGAAGCGUAUACUUCAAUGGCAGAAACUGAAAUGAAGAAAAUCUGCAGAGAUGUUAGACAGAAAUGGCCUUCAGUCAAACAUAUUGCAGUGCACCAUAGACUUGGUGUGGUUCCAAUAACUGAAGCUAGUGUAAUUAUUGCAGUCUCCUCUCCACACAGAGCAGAAUCCCUUGAAGCUGUAAUGUACUGCAUCAAUACCUUAAAAGCAUCUGUCCCAAUAUGGAAAAAGGAGAUUUAUGAGGAUGAAUAUUCUUGGAAAGAAAACAAGGAAUGCUUUUGGGCAAAUUCAGAAAAAUAAUUGUACUCUCUUGAAAAUAAAGUGUUACUCUUCCUAA
This is a messenger RNA of Taeniopygia guttata (zebra finch), 1122 nucleotides long. The record is from RefSeq and is a predicted model, not a curated record. NCBI's taxonomy places the organism in Eukaryota, Metazoa, Chordata, Aves, Passeriformes, Estrildidae.